Messenger RNA from Nomia melanderi (Alkali bee), 1726 nucleotides. Its product is annotated as LETM1 domain-containing protein 1. Gene Ontology annotation, biological process: intracellular monoatomic cation homeostasis. Gene Ontology annotation, molecular function: ribosome binding. Gene Ontology annotation, cellular component: mitochondrial inner membrane. The record is from RefSeq and is a predicted model, not a curated record. NCBI's taxonomy places the organism in Eukaryota, Metazoa, Arthropoda, Insecta, Hymenoptera, Halictidae.
CUAUUCUUUAUUAUUCUAAUUAAAUCAGAAGUUUAAUAUUAUCACUUGAACAACUUAACCAACAUUUAUAAAUAAAGUUAAUACACGAAAUUAGUUUUGUACUUUGAAAAUACCCGCAUAUUUAGCAAGUAUAAUGUUUCAGUGCUCCACAAGUUCGAACAGAGCUUUUCAUCGGAAAAUUCUUACGAAUUUGGUCAGCAAAACAUGUAUCAUAGAUGAAAAUAAAUAUGACACAUUUUUCGCGUGAUUUUACAUUUAACUAUUAAUAUUAUCAAUUUAUAUCAAAAAUUUCUUAAAAAUUAAAAAUUGUUUUACUUGCGAUAUAAAAAUUUCAUAAAUAAAACUUCUUUUUGGACUAAUUUAAUAUACUGCAUAACAGAACUACUUAUUAACCUCAAAAAGAAAAAUAUUGAUAACACACAAAUGGAUGUUUGGAGUUGUAUGAUAAUAUUGUUUUAAAAUAAUUUAUCAUUACUUUAUAAAUGUGUUCAGUACAGUGUUAUCUUAUGUUAAUUUGGAAAAGAAUUAAGUAAUAACAAAAUAUAAUCACAGUUAAAUAGUAAAUAUAGAUACGUGAAAAUGUAUAAAUUAUUGUGCCAAAGAUUUAUUUAUCGGAAUAAGUCUACAUUCUCUUCUACAUACAUUCGUAUACAAUAUAAAAGUGAAACAAAACAAAAAUUAGAGAAAAGCAGAGUGUCCAAUGUGAAAACAUAUUGGUUUAAUAGAUACAUAAAUUAUAUUAAAAAUUAUGAUCGUGUAUUGGAAAAGAAUUUUCCACAAACUAUGCAAAUAUAUAAAGUAUUUGCUACUGGUACCAAAGACUUUAUGGGGGAAGUGAUAAAAUAUGUCACCACAAUACAGAAACCAAGUACUAGUCUGACAACAAAGGAACUGCAACUAACUUAUACAAUGCGCAGAGACUUAAUAAAAAUGUGCCCCGUUUUAUUAAUAUCUGCUGUCCCCUUUACAAAUUAUGUUCUAUUUCCUUUAAUAUAUUAUUUCCCGAGAUAUUUUCUAACUUCUCAUUAUUGGACUCCACAACAAAAGCUUGAUUUUAUGGUAUUGGACCACAAAAAACGAUUAAAACACAAUAGACCGUUAUUUAGAUGUAUGCAAACAGAACUACUCAAUAUUAAAAAUAAAUCAUUGAAAGCAAAGUGGAACAGCAUUAUUGCAUGCCUUGGUAGCGGCACACAUCCCCACGUGGAAGAUAUUAUCACCUGUUCUGAAUUAUUUGCUGGUCAACCAUACGCAAUAGAUAAUCUUAAACGCAAGCAUAUAAAAGAAUUAUUAGCUAUACAUGGUAUACCCACAUGGAGACCUUUCAGAAAACAGAAGUUGAUUGAAAGAGGUAUGUUUAUAAAACAAAUGGAUGAAUCCAUACAAAGGGAAGGAGGAGUUACAAUAUUGUCAGAAGAUGCAAUAUGUUGGGCACUUUCAUUUAGAGGUCUUAAUCCUGCGAAUAUGUCGAUAGAAAAUAUGCAAAAGUGGCUUACACAAUGGUUUAUAGUAUCAAAUAAUGUUAAUGAAAAUACGAUUUCAUUAUUAUUGCACUGCCCCAUACUAUUGGCAUAUAAUCACCCCACAAAUUGGAUUCUCAUAUAUAGUUAAUGUGAUAUUCAUAAAAAUUUGUUAUAUAUAGCAAUUGUAAUUUUAAUAUUUAUUUAUGAUUGAAAAGCACUCAUAAAAAUUGUUCCUUAUCACAUAAUAUUUGCUAUUUUAUUAU